AUGUGUUGCUUUCUUUACCGGAAUACAAACAUUUUUCUGUAACCUUUAUUUUUUGUUGAUAAAGGAAUGUUUGGGAAACUAAAAUGUUUUAUACUGACUCGAUAAGUCAGAAAAGAUAUUUAACAAAAUUGGUACUCGUUUUAUUUUGCUCUGUGUGUGUGUGUAAAUCUAAUACGGAUCCAUUUUGCCUCCUGCAGUGACUCGUUAGAUGAAGCGAUGACUCUGUUAUCGAUUAGCGCUGUCUGUCUGUCUGUUCGAUGUGCACGUGGAUCGACGCAUGCCCCUGACAAUUCGAAGUCUCGCGCCAAACUCAGCGUUGACACUUCGGUUUAGUCUGAUUACUGCUUGUUUGUGUGUUGUUGUUUUACUUUGGUGUAGCUGUUGUUUGUUUUUAUCUAACUGUAGCUAAUGGACACGCAGUCCUAUAUGCCUGUUCCUCCGGGGGUCGGAAUGGAGGAGAAUUUAUUUUCCCUCGACGACAUUUUGCUGUCACACGAACGGCUUCCCUGCAGAACCGACACAGCAUUCCCCAAACUCGGAUUCCUGGAGAAAGCGGGCGAAACACACGAUAUACCAGAGGGUACUAAGAUGGAGAUGCCUAUGUGGUUGGCAAAGGGGCUGUACGAGAGGAAGAGGCAUGUGAUCUCAGUGGAGCUGCCUAAAGUCUACCGUGAGGGUUGGAGGACAGUGUUCGGUGCCGACGCCAACGUGGUGGAUCUUCACAAGAUGGGUCCUUAUUACUACGGCCUAGGCUCACAAAUGCUGCACUUUGAGAAUGCAGAGAACCCAGAGAUCGCUCAGUCUAUCCUACAGACGUUUAUCAGCCGUUUCCGCCGCACGAUGGACUCAUCCCAGAAUGUCUAUAAUGAGGACACGUCCGUGCUUGUGGAGCGGCUGGACUGCCUGGAGAGGGCGCUGUUCCGCUCGGGCCAGAAUGGCCUUAAUGCCUUCCAGCUGUGGGAGAGAGGCAGAGCGUCACAGCUCACCGCCUCCAGCCUCGUCACUAACUACCGCAAGAGGAAGAUCACUGAGCUGCAGUCAUGAGCAGCCAAGCACAGAUCAGAGCGAGUGUGUGUGUGAGAGAGAGAGAGAGAGCCAGAAGGGAUGGACAGGCUGAGCAGCCUGGAACAGAGACUGAUCAGAGAGAGCAAGAUUUGUGUGUGUGAGAUAGAGAGUGAAAUAGAAUGAGUGUUCUGUGUUAGAGGGAACUUUGUCUUUAUUGUACUUGUGAAGUUUAAAUUACUUUUAAUAAAGGUAAGCCUUUACUGUUUUGUAAGGAUGGGUCACUUAUUGUGUAUAUUGUGCAAUGUUUGUCUUUUAUUAAACACCAUUGUCCAGUC
This is a messenger RNA of Ictalurus furcatus (blue catfish), 1340 nucleotides long. It is a transcript of the gene gins3, whose product is annotated as GINS complex subunit 3. Lineage: Eukaryota; Metazoa; Chordata; Actinopteri; Siluriformes; Ictaluridae. The transcript is spliced from 3 exons. Gene Ontology annotation, cellular component: GINS complex. Bases 409 to 1044 code for a protein of 211 amino acids. Gene Ontology annotation, biological process: mitotic DNA replication initiation. The record is from RefSeq and is a predicted model, not a curated record.